Molecule: messenger RNA, 700 nt
Organism: Solanum verrucosum
Lineage: Eukaryota; Viridiplantae; Streptophyta; Magnoliopsida; Solanales; Solanaceae
Product: GATA transcription factor 15-like
Exons: 3
Coding region: 75-542 (155 amino acids)
Biological process (GO): regulation of DNA-templated transcription
Molecular function (GO): zinc ion binding; sequence-specific DNA binding
Source: RefSeq, a predicted model, not a curated record
AUUUGAGCUGUGAUUGUUGAGAAGUGGUUAAUCCAAAGGUGGAUACAAGUGAUAAAGUUCAAGAAACUGGAGAGAUGAUUGGGCAAAAUCAAACCCCAGACAGGGUCUCAUCAGAGAUCAAUCAAAAAACUUGUGUUGAUUGUGGAACCACAAAAACUCCUCUGUGGAGAGGUGGACCUGCUGGACCUAAGUCAUUGUGUAAUGCAUGUGGAAUAAGGAGCAGGAAGAAGAGAAGAGCUCUUCUGGGAUUGAACAAAGAUGACAAGAAAUCAAAGAAAUCUUUGAAUAAGAGUGUUGUUAACUAUCAUCAUCAGAACCAGAGUAGCAAUAGCAGUAGCAGUACAAGCAGCAGCGGAGAAAGUACGAAUAAUGUAAUAGUGAAGAACGAAUGCAUUCCAUAUAAGAAGCGAUUACUGCAUUUUGAUCGAGAAGUUGGUUUGCAAAGACCAAGAUCAAACUCUACACACAGAAGAAAGUUAGGUGAAGAAGAACAAGCAGCAUUCUUGUUGAUGGCUCUUUCAUGUGGUUCUGUUUAUGCUUAGUAGAGGAAGAAAAUGUUGUACUUAUUGUUGUGUUUGUAGUACCUUUUUCGGGUCGGUAGAGUAGAGGGGAUAAGUGUAAGAGUAGAAUCUAGAAUGAUAAGAAAAAGAGCUAAAUCAAUUUGAGAGCUCAUAAGAAUGUAGACUUGAGGAUUGUGUUG